Rangifer tarandus platyrhynchus (Svalbard reindeer) is the source of this 1410-nucleotide messenger RNA. NCBI's taxonomy places the organism in Eukaryota, Metazoa, Chordata, Mammalia, Artiodactyla, Cervidae. The record is from the annotation of a GenBank genome assembly.
AUGGCCUCAGCCAUACCCUUGACAAUGAUGUGGGAGGAGGUCACGUGCUCUAUCUGCCUGGAUCCCAUGGUGGCGCCCAUGAGCAUUGACUGUGGUCAUAGCUUCUGCCAGGAGUGCAUCUCUGAGGUCGGGAAAGACGGGGGCAGUGUCUGUCCUGUGUGCCGACACCACUUCCUGCUCCAGAACCUCCGGCCCAAUCUACAGGUAGCCAACAUGGUGGACAACCUUCAAAAAAUCAGCCAGGGUGCCAUGGAGGGCCCACACGGGGAGCUGUGUGCGGUGCACAGAGAGAAACUUCACCUCUUCUGUGAGAAAGAUGGGAAGGCCCUUUGCUGGGUGUGUUCCCAGUCCCAGAAACACCGUGAUCAUCCCAAGGUCCCUAUUGAGGAGGCUGCUCAGGAGUACCAGGAGAAGCUUCAGGUGGCAUUAAAGAAACUAAGAGAUAAGCAGGAGUUGGCUGAGAAGCUGGAAUUGGACAUUGCAAUGAAGAAAGCCUCCUGGAAGGGGAAAGUUGAGGCGCACAAAUUGAGAAUUCAUGAAGAGUUUGUAAGGCAGAAAAACUUCCUGGCCGAAGAGGAGCAGAAGCAACUGCAGAAUCUAGAGGAGGAGGAGAGGCAACAGCUGAGAACCCUGGGGGACACAGAGGCCAGGCUGGCCCAGCAGAUCCAGGCCUUGCAGGAGCUGAUCGCAGAGCUGGAGAGGAGGAGGCAGGGCUCGGCGCUGGAGCUGCUGCAGGAGGUGAAAAGUGUCCUGGAAAGGAGUGAAUCCUGGAGCCUGAAGGAGCUGGAUGUUGCCUCCACAGACCUGAGGAAUGUAAUCUAUGUGCCCGGGAUCAAGAAGAUGCUGAGGACGUGUGGAGUACACAUCACCCUGGAUCCACAGACAGCCAAUCCGUGGCUCAUCCUUUCGGAGAAUCGGAGACAAGUGAGGCUUACAAACACCCGGCAGGACGUGCCUGAAAAUGAGGAGAGAUUUGAUACUUACCCCAUGGUACUGGGUGCCCAGCGCUUUAACUCCGGGAAAGUUUACUGGGAGGUAGAUGUGACAGGAAAGGAAGCCUGGGACCUGGGGGUUUGUAGAGACAAUGUGCAGAGGAAGGGGCAGUUUUCGCUCAACUCCGACAAUGGCUUCUGGAUUAUCUGGCUGUGGAACAAACAGAAAUAUGAGGCUGGCACCUGCCCCCAGACUCCCCUCCACCUUCAGGUGCCUCCAAGCCGAGUUGGGAUCUUCCUAGAUUAUGAGGCCAGCACUGUCUCUUUCUACAACAUCACUGACCACGGCUCCCUCAUCUACACCUUCUCCGAAUGUGCCUUUGCUGGACCUCUGCGGCCCUUCUUCAAUCCUGGUUUCAAUGAUAGAGGAACAAACUCAGCCCCUCUGAUCCUCUGUCCACUUAACACAGGCUGGUAG